CACAUCACUGCUGGUCCAGGCUGCAGGAAACUAAAUAGCUCAAUCAGGAAGUAACUCAACUACUUCAAGACACAUUCUCUCCUCAUGCUUGCUUUUAUUUUAUUUUAUUUAUUUUUGUAUUCAUUAUUUUUGUUCUACUUGUGAUAGCAUGAAGCUUCCAAGCUUGCUACAACUUGACAUGUGCUGAUGAGAGGGGGCAGGAAGCUAUGCCAGAUCCACCUGAUAGGACCCAGCAUCAGAGGAGUUAACUGUCUGUACACACACUAAAAAAAAAGAGAAAAAGAAACUCAGGUUGAGUCAACAGCUCAUUGUUUAGGAUUUGGUUUUAUUGUGUGUACCCAUGAUCUACCCAGAAAACCACAGAACAAGCCACAAGUUCAACCAAGAAGCACUCUCCACAGCCCACUCCACCUCCAUGGGAAGCCACUAGUUGGGAUGAGGAGCAAGUCCUGUACCCUUUGUAUAGAGAGGUGUCCACAGCCACCCAACUCAAAGCAAUUGGAAACACACAGGAGAAAAACUACUGAAAACUGAUCUUAUCUCCCUGUCUGUCUUUAUACAGCUUGUACUGGAUUUUUUAUUUUUUUAUUUUUGUGCUGUGUUAGAGCUAUGUGUCAAUCUUUGAUGAAUUGAAUAUUCCUUGUGAUUGGAAACCCACACCUCUCCCACCACAGCAGAUAGCUCCUCACACCCAGAAAGGGGGGGGGGGAUCUGUUUGUUGCAGAGGGUUAAAGGGGGCUACAAACACCCUUAUUAUUCUCGGAAGAAGACACGAAUGUAUUUUGUGUUUUAUUGGGACUUUAGAAAAAUAACUUGGAAGAAAAAACUCACCGGAUGGUAGUCCUGUUGAGGGUAUCAGGGUAAAUGGGACUGUGAGAUAAACAAGAAGUGAAUAUUAAAAAGUUUGGGGGAAGAAUUGCUCAAUCAGAGCCGUGAGACUGUAGGGAGUUGUUGCAUUGCUUAGAAUCUUGCCUGUUGAUACAUUGUUGCCGGUCCUGCUGGGGCACACGGGGCUGUUGUCUCUGAGCCCCUGGUCACAUUUGGACUCAUUAUUUUUUAGGUUCUGACCCCAUUAUAGACAUACGUUUUCAUUCACAAGGCUUGUUGUGAUGCGUAUCCCCGUAGAUACCAGCACCAGCCGCCGCUUCACGCCGCCCUCCACCACUCUGAGCCCGGGGAAGAUGAACGAGCCACUGACGCUGAGCGGCCCGGACAGCAGCGCCGCCCUGGUGGGCAAACUGAGAAAUGCAGACCGGAACAUGGUAGAAGUCUUAUCUGACCAUCCUGGAGAAUUAGUCCGUACAGACAGCCCCAACUUCCUCUGCUCGGUGCUGCCCACCCACUGGAGGUGCAACAAGACCUUACCUAUUGCCUUUAAGGUUGUGGCAUUAGGGGAUAUUCCAGAUGGGACUUUGGUGACGGUGAUGGCCGGGAAUGAUGAGAAUUAUUCAGCAGAACUUCGAAAUGCAACAGCAGCUAUGAAGAACCAAGUGGCUCGCUUUAAUGAUCUGAGAUUCGUUGGGCGAUCUGGAAGAGGGAAAAGUUUCACCCUGACCAUCACCGUGUUCUCCAGCCCACCACAAGUGGCCACAUAUCACCGAGCCAUUAAAAUUACCGUGGAUGGACCUCGAGAGCCGAGACGGCAUCGUCAGAAAACAGAUGAAUUGACAAAGCCCGGAAGCUUAUCAUUCUCUGAGCGACUGAGUGAACUUGAACAACUCCGGCGAACGGCUAUGAGAGUCAGCCCACACCACCCAACUCCCACUCCCAACCCACGGGCAUCGCUGAACCAUUCGACGGCAUUCAAUCCUCAGCCACAGAGUCAGAUACAAGAUACAAGACAAGUUCAGACGUCACCCCCUUGGUCGUACGAUCAGUCUUAUCAAUACCUGGGAUCCAUUGCCACGCCAUCUGUGCACCCGGCUACACCUAUCUCCCCAGGACGCGCCAGCGGAAUGUCAUCGCUCAGCGCGGAGCUGUCCAGCCGCCUGUCAGGAGCCUCCGACCUUACAGCAUUUAGCGACCCUCGAGUUGGGAUUGAUCGCCAGUUUUCAGCACUUCCUUCAAUAUCAGAUCCACGUAUGCACUAUCCGGGGGCCUUUACAUAUACCCCAACUCCAGUCUCUUCAGGAAUAGGAAUUGGUAUGUCCGCAAUGACUUCCGCCACGAGAUACCAUACCUACUUACCACCUCCAUAUCCAGGAUCAUCUCAGGCUCAAGGCGGUCCUUUUCAGACCAGUUCACCCUCCUAUCAUCUGUAUUAUGGAACAUCAGCUGGAUCGUACCAGUUCUCAAUGAUGUCGGGGGGAGACAGAUCACCACCUCGUAUUCUUCCACCUUGCACUAAUGCCUCGACAGGGUCCACUCUCUUGAACCCCAACCUUCCAAACCAAAGUGAUGUAGUAGAGACUGAGGGAAGCCACAGCAAUUCUCCAACCAACAUGGGUACCACACCGAGGUUGGAAGAAGCAGUAUGGCGACCAUAUUGAGAGGGACUGAGCCUGGAAGUCUUAUGAAGUCCAAAAGGGAAUUCACUUCAUUUUACGGACAAAUUGGUUUACAUGGCUGCUGGAAGAUAUGCUGAUGAAACUGAUUACUUCUGGCUUAACAAUGCUGUGAAAUCACAAAAUGAAGAGAAGAGAAAUGAUUUCAUACACUUGUCUUUUCCAAGUAAUAUAUGUUUCAGGACUUCAAAUUUUAAAGAUGGAGUCGGGGAAAACAUGUUUUCGCGUUUAACUUUUUAUUUGCGUUUCUGGAGGAAUUCUCAAUCUGUGCAAGGAGACAAAGAGGGCCUUGUAACUGAAAAUUUAAAUUAAAUUAUUUAAACAUUUCGUAGCAUCGAUAUAGACCAUGGCGCUUGUGAACCAAUCAUCUACUGUAAACCAGUUCAUAUUGAGUUACAUUUUGGCUGUUGUAUUGAAAUACAGUAAAAUACAGUUUGCCUUGGACGGAACUUUUGUAAAUAAAAAAAAAAAAAAAAAAAGGCUGCCCCUGUCUACUGGCACCUUAGACUUAUUAUUUGCUUUUCCUACUGCUUUCAGAUAUAAAUUGCCCUCAUUUUUUUUACAUAAACGUUGUAGCUUUUUAUGUUGAUUUCAGUACUCCGCAAUGACUGUUGUGUUAUAUGAACUGCAGAGCCCCAUCUGGGAUUUUUUUAUUUUUUUUUUAUUUAUUUUUUUUUGUGUUUAAUAUUUGGGGCACUUGUUGAGGAUGCUUGUGUUGUCUCUUUUAUACAUGAACAUUGUUUACAAUUUAAUGUUUUUGGAUAAUUUGUCCAGAAAGUCUACUAUAUUUUCAAAAAUGUCUUGCCAAAUCUGCAGAUUAUUAAUCUAUUACAAGUAACCUGUGAUAAUAUAAUGUUGUGCAUAGGUUAUCGAUGUAUUUUGCUCAGCCAACCAAAUAACAGUGAUGGUGAUCCUUGCCUGGUACCAAGAUCCCAGUGUGUUUAAUGCAUACUCUCAGCUCUCUUUAGUUGAAAAAAAAUAAUCAUUUUUUAAUGUUACAUUUUUAUUGUCCUCCGCUAAGAUCACAUGAAUAAAAUAGAUCAUGGAAUUAAAAGUCCCCAUAUUGUACGAUGUGAAGUUACUUCUCUCGGUUUAGAAUGAAAUUUCACCUUUACUUCGAUCGAGUUGUCCGUAAGCCUCAUACAUAUAUGAAUUUUUGGGCAAGCCUCACUCUAUUUGGAAUCAUCUAAUUUGCCAUCUUUUCUUCUGGCAUAAGGGAAAUGUUGGCUGGUGAACUAGUGAGGCUAUGCAGGAGAAAAAUUACUACACCUAUAGUGGCACAGACGGCUCUUUAUUGAUGCAUAUCUAACUCAACAUUGUUGUUAUACACAGUGGUGCAAGAUGCAAUAUCAGGUACCCACCCUGCUUUCUAAUAUAACAUAGCUGUCUGGCCAACUGGUGCUCAAACUACAUUGAUUGCUGUUGUUAUUGCUCUGUCUGAAACUGCAGUAGCAGGCAAGAUAGGAUGAGCAGCAGUUCGUCAGAUAAUAGUCGAGUCUGACACAGCAUGACUCCAAAGACACAUUAAAAAAAGUGAACUUUUCUCCCCCCCAAAAAAAACAUA
This is a messenger RNA of Pelobates fuscus (common spadefoot toad), 4068 nucleotides long. It is a transcript of the gene RUNX1, whose product is annotated as RUNX family transcription factor 1. Gene Ontology annotation, biological process: regulation of cell differentiation; chondrocyte differentiation; regulation of transcription by RNA polymerase II. NCBI's taxonomy places the organism in Eukaryota, Metazoa, Chordata, Amphibia, Anura, Pelobatidae. The record is from RefSeq and is a predicted model, not a curated record. Gene Ontology annotation, molecular function: ATP binding; DNA-binding transcription factor activity, RNA polymerase II-specific; RNA polymerase II cis-regulatory region sequence-specific DNA binding. The transcript has 6 exons. Bases 1110 to 2489 code for a protein of 459 amino acids. Gene Ontology annotation, cellular component: nucleus.